This is a messenger RNA of Fonsecaea multimorphosa CBS 102226, 1833 nucleotides long. RefSeq lists its product as uncharacterized. The record is from RefSeq and is a predicted model, not a curated record. Gene Ontology annotation, molecular function: flavin adenine dinucleotide binding; oxidoreductase activity, acting on CH-OH group of donors. The transcript has 2 exons. NCBI's taxonomy places the organism in Eukaryota, Fungi, Ascomycota, Eurotiomycetes, Chaetothyriales, Herpotrichiellaceae. The coding region runs from base 1 to 1833 and encodes 610 amino acids.
AUGUCUUCAGAGAAGCCGGUGUUUUGCUCGGUAGACGAGUUCGUCGCUAUACCGUUCGACUUUGUCAUUGCGGGUGGAGGUACUGCUGGCCUGGUGCUCGCCGCCCGUCUCUCGGAGGAUGCUGCGUUUCGUGUCGGAGUCCUUGAAGCUGGCGACAACAAGUUAGAUGAUCCACUGAUCACUAUCCCUACCCUUUACAUGCAGGGAGCGAACAAGCCGGACUAUGACUGGGUUUUGAAGAGCGUCCCUCAGAAACAUGCCAACAACCUUGAAUAUUCGCUGCCUCGAGGAAAAAUGCUGGGUGGCACCAGUGGUCUCAACCAGUCCCUCUGGAUGAGGGGGACGCGCGCUGACUAUGAUGAGUUGGCGACAUUUGCUGGCUCAGACGAGUGGUCUUGGGAUAAUCUGCUACCGUAUUUUCAGAAACAUGAGCGGUUGGACACGCAAGACGCUCCUCUCUACCCUUCUGAAACGCACGGGACGAAUGGAGUGAUUCACACUAGCAGCAAUCGGUCCCAAAUACCCAUCGAAAAAGACCUUCUCGAGACCUGUAGAGAGGUUGCAGGAUUCGACGUGACGUCCGAUGAUCCGACUGCUGCAAAUCGAGACAACUUUUUCAACGCUCUGUCGACGGUGGAUCGCUCUGAUCGUCCCGGCACGCGCAGCUAUGCAGCCUCAGCAUACAUUCUGCCCAACCUUGGACGAUCAAAUCUCAAUAUUCUCACCGGGGCCACCGUGGACAGCGUUAGAUUUGACAGCUCCAAGAACGAUCCAACAGCUGAUGGAGUGCAUUUCUGGCAUGGCGGAAAACGGUACACCGCGAAUGCGAACAGGGAGGUCAUCAUCUGCGCUGGGACCUACAAAACCCCUCAAAUUCUCGAGCUCUCCGGGAUUGGAGAUCCACAGGUAGUGCAAGCCGCCGGGGUAGACUGUAUCGUCGCGAACAAGCUCGUCGGUGCAAACAUGCAAGAUCACCAUGCCACUGCUGUUUCCUUCGAGUUGGCCCCCGGAGGAUUCUCCAUCGAUGCCUUUGUCAACCCGGAAGUCGUCCAGCCUUUCAUGGAGCUGUAUCAGAAGACCGGCACGGGGCCACUGGCAAAUCCUCCCUCGGGUAUGGGAUACCUCAGCUACGCGGCGCUGGUGGGCCCUGAAGAACUGCAAGCCACGAUUGACGCCGUGAGAUCGACUCAGGGGAUUGAGACGCCGCUCAGCGAGGCGCAACAGCGACGGGUGAUCCAGAAACUCCAGGACCCCAAGGCGGCCGCGAUCCAAUUGCUCUUCAUCCCGGCGUACAUCAACACGGAAAAGGGCCUUGCGGACCAAUCCCAAUUCCUCACGCCGCCCGCCAACAGCGACACCAACCACGUCAGCUUCGUCGUCGCGUUCCAAUACGCGCUCAGCCGGGGCAGCGUGCACAUCACGAGUAGCGACGCGCAAGUCCAGCCGGCGAUCGACAACGCCUUCCUCGCACACCCGGUCGACAUGGCCGUGCUGCGCUCGGCGCUGCCAUUUCUGAACGCCGUGUCGCUGGCGCCGCGGAUCAGACCGCAACUGCACCCUCGGUACUCGUUCGCGGCGCAAGUCGGGCUGGGCGACAGGGACGCCGAAGAGGCCCUUCUCCGCCGCAACGUUGGCACCGAGCACCACCCGAUCGGCACCGCGGCCAUGGGCGACGUCGUUGACGCGCAGCUGAGGGUCCUGGGGGUCAACCGCCUGCGUGUCGUCGACGCGAGCGUCCUGCCCGUGCAUAUCUCUGGAAAUCCCAUGGCUACCAUCUACGCAAUCGCGGAGAAGGCGUCGGACAUGGUCAAAGCGGCGCAUGCGCCGAAUUAA